Messenger RNA from Hibiscus syriacus, 2400 nucleotides. Its product is annotated as alkaline/neutral invertase A, mitochondrial-like. Gene Ontology annotation, cellular component: mitochondrion. Gene Ontology annotation, molecular function: sucrose alpha-glucosidase activity; endo-alpha-N-acetylgalactosaminidase activity. Bases 212 to 2179 code for a protein of 655 amino acids. Gene Ontology annotation, biological process: sucrose catabolic process. The transcript is spliced from 6 exons. The record is from RefSeq and is a predicted model, not a curated record. Lineage: Eukaryota; Viridiplantae; Streptophyta; Magnoliopsida; Malvales; Malvaceae.
GAAUACGAUUUGAAAAUCCUGAAUCGUUGGAGAAGGGUGAAAGAUAUGUUGUAGCGCAAAUUUCUUCUAUCGGAUUCUGGGUAACUCUUCAUCUUUUCAAUUCAAAGCUUCUUUCUUUUUUUUUCAAUCUUUUCAAUUCAAUUUCAAUUUCAAUUUCAUUUCGAUUACAAUUGAAUCUAAAUAAAAUAAAGUGGAACUGAAUACAAAGGCCAUGAAUUUCAUCCGCAAUUCCACGGCCAAGCUUUCUUCAAGAUUCCUGGACCCGAGAAACACAUUGUUCUUGGGGUCUAGACAUUCAUCUAAUCCCUCUUGUUAUGAGCAUGAGUUUUUCUGCAAGGGCAAAGCUUUUCUAUUGAAUUCCAAUAAAAACUCUCAAUUCCACGCCUACCCUUCGCGGUUCUUGGGAUUUCAACGCCCUAUCAAAAAUGCCCAGAAGUCGAAUUGCGUCCCAAGUUCCGUUUUUGCCCAACACAGGGCGAUUUCAAUGCCUUACGGUUUAUUUGUGGAUGACACGGUAGCAUCAAACGUAAGAUAUCUCUCAACGUCGGUUGAAACCAACAGAAACGACAGUACUUUCGAGAGAAUUCACAUACAGAACAGCAUUUCUGUGAAACCCAAGAACCUUGCAGGAGAAGAAACUCCACUAGAUGAAGACAGAAACAAAGUGAAGAACACUGUGAAAGGUCUGGAGGAGGGAAAAGGUGGAGUUUCAAUCGAUAGCGAUAUCGAGAAGGAGGGGUGGAAUUUGUUGAGAGAUGCAGUCGUUAAGUAUUGUGGAUACCCUAUUGGUACAGUGGCUGCAAAUGAUCCAUGUGAUAAGAUGCCUUUGAAUUACGAUCAGGUGUUCAUUCGUGAUUUCGUGCCUUCGGCUUUGGCCUUCUUGCUUAAAGGCGAAGGAGAGAUUGUCAAGAAUUUUCUCCUACAUACCUUGCAGUUGCAGAGUUGGGAGAAAACUGUCGAUUGCUAUAGUCCUGGACAGGGGUUGAUGCCAGCAAGUUUUAAGGUUAGAAGUGUACCAAUUGAUGACAAUAAGUUUGAGGAAGUACUAGAUCCAGAUUUUGGAGAAGCAGCUAUUGGUCGUGUUGCACCGGUGGACUCUGGAUUGUGGUGGAUUAUUUUGUUGAGGGCAUAUGGGAAGAUCACUGGUGAUUAUUCAUUGCAAGAGAGAGUGGAUGUCCAAACAGGAAUGAAACUGAUCCUCAACUUGUGUUUAGCUGAUGGAUUUGAUAUGUUUCCUUCCCUGUUAGUCACUGAUGGAUCAUGCAUGAUAGACAGAAGGAUGGGUAUUCAUGGUCAUCCCCUUGAGAUCCAAGCUCUGUUUUAUGCCGCUCUACGUUCUUCUCGUGAGAUUCUCACAAGCGAAGGUUCCAAUAAUCUGGUGAGGGCUAUAAACAAUAGACUGAAUGCACUAUCAUUCCACAUCAGAGAAUACUAUUGGGUUGACAUGAAAAAGAUCAAUGAGAUAUACCGUUACAAAACAGAAGAGUACUCCAUGGAUGCUACCAACAAAUUCAAUAUUUACCCUGAGCAAAUUCCUUCCUGGCUUAUGGAUUGGAUACCCGAAAAAGGUGGAUAUCUAAUCGGCAACCUACAGCCAGCUCACAUGGAUUUUAGGUUCUUCACACUUGGGAAUCUCUGGUCCAUUGUUUCAUCACUCGGCACUCCGAGACAGAAUGAAGCUAUUCUGAACUUAAUUGAAUACAAAUGGAAUGACAUUGUGGGGCACAUGCCUCUCAAGAUAUGCUAUCCUGCAGUAGAGAAUGAAGAGUGGCGCAUAAUUACCGGAUGCGAUCCAAAGAAUACCCCUUGGUCAUAUCAUAAUGGUGGAUCUUGGCCAACACUUCUCUGGCAGUUCACUUUGGCCUGCGUCAAGAUGGGCAGAUUAGAGCUAGCCCAAAAGGCGAUUGCUUUGGCAGAGAAGAGGCUUUCAAGAGACCAUUGGCCUGAAUACUACGACACCCGGAGUGGGAAGUUCAUCGGAAAGCAAUCUCGACUCUACCAGACAUGGACUAUUGCCGGUUUCCUGACCUCUAAAAUGAUGGUGAAGAACCCAGAGAUGGCUUCCUUGUUAUUCUGGGAGGAAGACUUGGAUCUUCUCGAGAUCUGCGUCUGUGCACUUAGCAAAAGCGGCCGGGUAAGAUGUUCUCGCGGUGCUGCUAAAUCUCAGAUACUUGUGUAAUUCAACAGGAAGGUGGAGAGCCUUGUUACUGUACAGUCAGGAGUUCAGGGUGGAGUAUGAUAUUUAGUGUGAUAACCAAUACUCAAAUCAUUGAGAAAAGUUCAGCAUACAAGUUUCUGUUAAAAACAAGUGUACCAUAUUACAUACCUUGUUUCUCCGAUCAAAUUCAGAUAACACGCGACUUUCAUAUUGUUAAAAAAUUUAUUUAUCACUUUUGCUUC